Molecule: messenger RNA, 6010 nt
Organism: Oncorhynchus masou masou (cherry salmon)
Lineage: Eukaryota; Metazoa; Chordata; Actinopteri; Salmoniformes; Salmonidae
Gene: nabp1a
Product: nucleic acid binding protein 1a
Exons: 6
Coding region: 930-1583 (217 amino acids)
Biological process (GO): response to ionizing radiation; mitotic cell cycle checkpoint signaling; double-strand break repair via homologous recombination
Cellular component (GO): SOSS complex
Molecular function (GO): DNA binding
Source: RefSeq, a predicted model, not a curated record
UUGACGUAGUUAGGGGGCAUUGUUUGAAGAGCAGGGGGGUGCGUGCCACAGUUGUCUAGAUUUAAACUCGCCGAGAAUUUUCUUUAGCCAUAAUUCAAGUCUAAUUACUAGCAACACUUGAAUUUACGUUUAUCAAAUAAUUAUAUAUAGCGGCCAUGUAUUAGCAACAUAGACACGUACGAGUUUGUGUUGUAACAAAGCUGAAGUUGGACAGCUAACGUUAGCUAGCGCUACUUCCUCCAUCAGACUAGAAAUGAGUUGUUAAUGUUCGCUAUAAUUUAUAAUUGAGCCAACAUCAGUCUUUUUCGUUAUGUAAGUAGUUAGUUAGUUCAAGUAAAGCACAAGUUUUGCGUAAACUCGCCAUUGUGAGAAUAUUCAGGCUAACGUUACUGCUGUAGCUAGUUAGCACCAGAUGAGGAAAGAGAACUGAAUUGUCAGGCGGUUAAACAUUUUUGACGUUAAUAUUUUUUUAUUCACCAUAAACUGGUGUUUUAGAUUAAUACUUAGCACAGCAAGCAUAUCGUUUAAUGUAGUUGGCUAGCUUUAUGUAGUGUUUUUUUCACGUGUAACUAAGAUUGGUCUAGCAGGAAGUAUAGUAACCUUAAGAGAAUAGCUUGGUAGAAAAUGGAGUAAAGCAGCUACAGUAGUCCAUCCAUUGAAAGCAAAAGUAACGUUAACUUGUUAUCCCUUUGGAUGCUAGCUUUAUAAAUCGGGAACCCCACAUCUCAUUUGUUUCAGGUUGUGGCAAAAAACAAAAACAUUUCUCAAAUAACUUUGUAUAGACCGCUAGCAAGUUAUGACAAUCCCUUUAUGUUGAAAACUAACGUAGCUGGCUAGUUUGCUGCUAGCUUUCGACCGAAUGCUGCUACCGAUUGCAUAGCUUUCUAGACAGCUUGCUAGCGUGUCACUUUCCCAAUUGCAUCCUAAAGAUGUCGAACGCCAUAAACGAAGGUCUGUUCUUGAUAAAAGACGUGAAGGCUGGAUCGAAAAAUUUAAAUAUCGUAUUCAUUGUUUUGGAAAUAGGAAGGGUAACCAAGACGAAGGAUGGCCAUGAGGUGCGUUCCUGCAAGGUAGCGGACAAGAGCGGAAGCAUCGCCAUCUCUGUCUGGGAUGAGCUGGGCAGCCUCAUUCAGCCUGGGGACAUUAUCCGGCUGACCAGAGGCUAUGCCUCCAUGUGGAAGGGCUGCCUGACCCUGUACACUGGAAGAGGUGGAGACCUGCAGAAGAUCGGAGAGUUUUGCAUGGUGUAUUCCGAAGUGCCUAACUUCAGUGAGCCCAACCCAGAUCUGCUAGCCCAGAACAACCAGCAGAACAAGACUGGCAAAUCGGAUCAGAGGGGGAAUUCUCCGCCUAAUCAGAAUUCAGGUACACCUGCUCAGUCAGGUAACGGUGCCAUGAUACCAUUUGUCAACAACAGUUCUCCCUCCACUCCUCGUGACCCUGUCUUUGGGGGUGUGGGGCGGACUAACGGCCGUUCCCCUGGCAGCGCAGCUCCUCCAAUGUCCGCUGUGGGACCUCCCAGUGCCCCCAAGCCUUCGGUCACUAUUAGCAAUGGCAGGGACCCCCGGCGUGCCAAGAGAUGAAACUGGCAUUAGGGACAUCUUUCUCCCGACCUCUUAACCCCACCCCCUCACUCUCUCCUUUCCAUCUACCUUUUGAACAAGCCAAACCUGGCAUUCACAACAUUAUCACUGAAAAAGACUAGUUUCUGAUCUGCAGCUUAUACUGGUUAACCUAGGUGAUGUUGUCUUUCUCUAGUUGAGCUAAUCUUUGUUGGUUAUGCUGUCAAUUGCAUAAAGCACCUCACUGAAUAAUUGUGACCUAAACAUGAACACAGUAGCAGGACUUGCAAAGCUCUGGACAUAAAGUAAGUUUACCCACUUCCACCACCAUAAUUGCCAAUUUUGUGCCAAUGUUAUUGACAACUCUCCCUGUGCCUCCCUCUCGCCCAUCUUGUUGGCUGAAACUAUACACCCUACUUGACCACUAGAUGCACUUUCUUCUCUUUAAGUCAAAGUGAAUGCAUCACUAAUUUGAUUAACAGAUUACUGCUGAUGGGGAAAGCCUUACGUAGGCGAAACAACUUUUUGUACAGAAUUAACUAACAAAACCCCCCUUGGAAGGAUCACAACUCCCUUCUCAACCAAAACAUAUCAAAAGUGACUGAAAAGAAAGGUGAUAGUUUGAUUUUUAACGGUAGGUCAAUUAGAUUUAGUUGAGUGGCUACAGUUUUCUUGAAGACUAGUUUAUUUGCUGUCCAGUUAUGAACAAUACAUUUGUUAGGUGGGAACACUUAAGAGGUUCACCCAAAUAUAUUUUACUGACAUUUUGAUUUCUGUUUCAUCUCUGAGAUAGAUGGUGAAGUAGCUAAUGAGUGCAAUAAAUAAUAUUGUCACAUUUAACUCUAGCUAUGUUCCUCAUUCUGUCAAACAACUUUAAUCAAGACUUUAAUCAAGAUACAUUUAAUCUGUUUUAUCACAUGAACACAUUUCCAAUGAAAGACAGCGUUUCUGAUAUGUCAAAACUAGCCAUAAGGCUAAUAUCCUUAACUUUAAUCGAUAGUCCUGAGGCUUAUUCAGUAGGAGGAAAUAUUUACCUUGUUGCAUGUCUACCCUGUGGGGCGGUUUCCCAGACAGGUUAAACGUAGUCUAGGACCAAAAAUUAUACUCAAUGGAGAUUCCAAAUGGGAAGUAUUUUAGUCUAGGACUAGGCUUAAUCUCUGUCCAGGAAACUGUCCCUAUAUGUCUAUCUGAAACACUUAAAAUGUUGAAACCUAUUGAAUAACCUCCACGGAUCACCCAACUGCCCUCAAGUAGAGAGACAUCUUGAAGAUCUGUCAUGUGGUGUUUAUUUAUAUACCACCAUUAUACAGUGCCCAUCCACUCAAGUUCUUGGCAUGCCUUGCGCAGGAAACUCUUUCAAUGAAGGGCCAAGAGUCUGCUGUUUUUUGUUAAGACCUAGUCAACCAGGUGAGAGGAGUGCCUUACUAAUCAGUGACCAUAUUUGAUCAAGAGCAAAAAGCACAGACACUCGGCCCUGUGUGGAAUGAGUUUGACACGUGCCUUACUGGGAUAAUUUGGGCUGCUGCUUAAAAAAACAAACAAGUAGUGCUUUUUUGGUAGUCGUCUGUGCCAUAUUGUACCCUUCAAUUAGAUUGUUAUGAUCAAAGUUUAUAAUCCAUGCUUUGCAAUCUUAUUUCCCAAGUCCAGUUGGAAUGACCUCAUUGUUUCAUAGUGCAGUUUUGGCAAUAGUCUGAACUAAACAAAGCCUUCAGAAGGCCUACAUAUGUUCAAGUAAUUUAUAAGCAGAUAUAUAAAAAUGCAUUCCAAAUGUGUUAACCAUUAAGUAUGUUUGCUUCUAGCCACAAUAACAGAAGCUCAUUCAGAGAUCUAGACACUUGUUAAGAGACAAGUCCCAUAUGAGUUAUUCUGGCCCAUUGAAUAUGGUUAGUUAAUAUUGUGAGAAAAGAUGCAGUAUGAUGACAAUUUGUACUUUCCUUAUUUUACCCCAGUGGUCUGUUUUGAAACUUAUUUUGUAAACAUGCAUUGCAAGAGACUAAACACACAUGGCCUCAUAUCCUAUGUUUCACAAAGCACCUCUGACCACAGACAGGGAAGGCUUUGGCCUAUGAGAAUUUUUCCUGCACUCACUGAUAGGCACUGUCACGUUUCUCAAAAGAAAAAUGGCUUCAGGCUAUUCUGGAUAUUAAUUAACAUUUGUAAAAAUAAAAUGGUUAUCUACUCUUUGAUAUUCCAAAAUAGGGCUCGUUUCCCAGACUCAGAUAAAGCCUAUUCCUUUACCAAAAAGCACUUUUUAAAUGAAGACUCAUUGAGCAUGCAUUUUUGCUCACGACUAGGCUUAAUCUGUGUCUGGAAACUGGCUCAUAUAAAAAUAAGCAAUGGAAUACAGUGAGUGCUUACUCAGUUGUUGGGUAUGUGAGCUUUAUAGUUUGAAAUGUAUAAAAUAUUUCCUAGACAAAUUGUUGAUUGAAUAAAUAUACAGUGCAUCAGACACUUUGACAGAGGACAACAGCACAAUAUUUUUGUAAUAUGUCUUUGGUAUGUUAUGAAAUGUGCUCCUAAAAGUGAGUGUGCAUGUGUUUCUUUUGUACAUGUAUGAACUAAAUCCUGGGUGGUAAAAGUUGAUCACAAUGCAAGUGGAAGUGUGGAGAUACAGCUGGUGAUUAGACUGUAAGAAUUGUGUCCUUGGAGUCAUUUUCUGCUCUCAGAUGCUUGAAAACAAAUGUACGCUUUGAAAUAAGAUAAACAUUACCUCGCACAUGUGCAUGCCAUAUAAUGUUUAAUCUUCCUAAUAAUGGUUAUUCUCUUACGGUUAUUUUCUGUUUCACUUUUAGUAUUAUUGUGACCAGUUACUUUUCUGGUGACAAGGUGAGUGGUUGAACAUUUUUAGAAAAACAAAGUGGUCUGGUCGUGACUGGAGAGUUUUCAGUGUAAUUUCCCUUCAGGUAGUAAAAAAAAAAAAAAGUAACAACUUACAUCAGUGUUAUAGUACAUGAUCACUUAAAUUAAUGAGCCUUAAAGGAAUAGUACACUCCAAACCAAUGUUUAAAAUAUUUAUGUAGCCUCAAAGGUGCUCUUCAGUCAUUCUACAAUAUCUGUUGAAUGGAUAGUAAUUAAGGGAAAUUUGCAUGAUCUACCUCAAAUUAAUGGAAAAGACUUGUUCAACCAAUGUUUUGAAUUUGAGUGACAAUAUGAUAUUGCUACAUUUAAUUAACCUCAUGGAUGUAAAGGCCCCUGAAGAGGACUAGCAAAGUUCUGCUAUCUGUAAUUUUUGCUUUUAAAUCGAUCUGUGGAUGCCGUAGAUCAAAAUGACUGCCAUUCAGCAAUAGCCCUAGUUCUCACGGAGUCUGGAGUAUUGCCACGUUCAUGUGCUAGUCAGACUUGUUGUAGCAGUACUGUUGCUGCAUUCAGCCAAUUUAGCAAUCCAGAAAUUUCAGAGUUUCCUAGUCGGGGAACUCCAAAUUUCAAAGUUCCCCCGACUGGCAUGUCAACAUCUCUUUGACCUUUGUGACUCAGGCUGUGAAAUCUGGCACCACUUUAAUUUGGGAUGUCCCGCCCACCAUUUCAUUAGCUCUUCCGACUGUCCAUUGUCUUCUGGCUGAAUUCUCCAUCGCCGCCGUUGACAAAGCACAUGCCUGAAAUCCUUAGAUCCUAGCACAGCAGAAGAGCGUGAUUUUGAUACACUAGCACAGGGAUGGGCAACUGGUGGCCCGUGGUUCAGUUUCAAUACAUUUUUAAUGUUAAAUUUGGGAACUCAGUCCGGGUCUCAAUUUACUGUUGAGAGUUAGAAUAGUAGAAUACACAGACAGGGUGCAGUUUCUCUCGUCAGUCACUCAAUUAGCCCAUGUCAACAUUCUUAUUUUAUUUUUUAGAUAGAUGGCCGCUAGACUAAUUUAUCAAUCAAAAUUUCUAGUAAUCAUGGUCGAAUUACUGACUGGGGGGCCCCAUUGAUUUUGUUAGUCACCCUUACUCAGAUAUAAGUUUAAAAACUGCAAAUAUUUCUCUUCGUCCCAAUGCAAAAUUAAUAUAAUUUUCAAAGUGAAUAUAAUAUUGCAAAAUCUUCUCUAUGCCCCAUGGAAAAAUGUGUAGAAUUAACCAAAAAAUUCCUGUCGGGGGGCAUCUUAAAAAGUUCUGCCCGUAAGGUGGGGGUGGGCACCCCCAACAAAAUUUCGCUUAUGGCCCCCAAAAGGAUCGGGCCAGCUGUGACGGCAUGUGUGGGUAUGAAUACCCACGAGCCACUGCGGCCCCUCAUGAUGACUUAGAUUUCUUUUGUGGCCCCCGCCCCCAUCAAAGGUGCCGAUCCCUUUGUAUUGUAAACUCUACUUCCUUUCUGUAAAUGUCAUUGUGCACUCAAAUAAUUGACUCCUGACAGUAUGUAAAUAGUUAUAUUGUAUGUUAGUGUCGUCAGGUCGGCUAGUAUUUGUAUCGUGAUCCUGCCUUGUGCGUUGUAUAUUGUGAAAUAAUAAAGAGUGCUGAUCCCUGCUCUAGCA